Messenger RNA from Scheffersomyces coipomensis, 3060 nucleotides. RefSeq names its product glutamine amidotransferase subunit. The transcript has 2 exons. The record is from RefSeq and is a predicted model, not a curated record. Gene Ontology annotation, biological process: glutathione catabolic process; proteolysis. Gene Ontology annotation, molecular function: protein binding; peptidase activity. Lineage: Eukaryota; Fungi; Ascomycota; Pichiomycetes; Serinales; Debaryomycetaceae. The coding region runs from base 1 to 3060 and encodes 1019 amino acids.
AUGACUCCUCCUCAUCCUCAACCUCAAAAGUUUAGUAGAGGAAUCAUUCAUGAAGGUGAAUAUAUACUGAUACCAGCAAGGCUACCAUUGCCCAUCAAUAGUACCUCAUCUACUGACUCCUUCCCUCUAGUGAAUUCUCCUAAUUCAUCGACUCCCGUACGAUUGAAUUCUCCUAAUCUAACUGUGGCCGAUUUAUCCAUCUUGGAUAAUAAUAUAUCUAAUUCAUAUAUAUCCCCUGAUUAUUCUCCAACGUUAAUUCAUAAAUGGACUCAUACUCAUUCUAUAUUAUGUGUGAUACCGGCUCCUCAAAAACAAUUAUUAUUCUGUGGAACUCAAGAUUCAAAGAUUUUAGUAUAUGAUAUGAUUGAAUAUUCCUUGAAAUAUGAAAUCAAUUGUGGUCAUCAAGAUCAAGCUGCAUCAGUCUUAACUCUUACUUUAUCUAAAGAUGAAAAUUAUUUAUUUAGUGCAGGUUCAGAUUCAUUAGUUAAAGUAUGGGAUGUAUCAAAUGUUCAUAAACUUAAAAAGGAAAACAUUGCUCCUACAGAUGAUAGUAAUGAAACCAUAGAUGAAAUCCAUUGUACUCAUAUAAUUUAUUCAUAUGUUGAUAUUGGAGAUAUUUUCUCCAUUGCUUGGUGUGAUGCAUUAUCUACCUUAUUUAUUGGAGCUCAAAAUGCAUCGAUUUUAUGGUGUACUUUAUCCCUUGAUGAAUCAAAUCAUCAUCCUCAUGCCACGUUAAAGAAUAUGGGAAGAUUACCUCAUUUAAGAUAUAAUAAAUUCUUUGAUUCAAGAGGUCCCGGUGGAUCAUUUAAUACAUUACAAUCCAAACAUCAAAUCUUACGAAAAAAUUCCACUAAUUCUCAAAACAUUCCUAAUUCUCCCAAAUUAAUCGAAGUUAAAAAUGAUGAUAUUAUAAGAUUUGCUCAUAAUGGGUAUGUCUACUGUAUGGAUAUAUUCAGAUGUAAGGGUGGCGAUGAAGAUCUCAAUACUGAUUUCAGUUAUCAUUAUCAAAACAUAUAUGAUAAUAUAUUAAUUUCCUGUGGUGGAGAUGGGUUAGUUCAUAUUUGGGGGAUCAAUUCUAAUGAAGAUGAGAAACAUUUAACCAUUUCCAAAUUCAAAACGUUGGAGAAUGAAGAAUCAGUGAUAUCUAUGAAAAUUGUUAAUUCCUAUCUUUAUGUCGGGUUAGGUGAUUCAACUAUUAAUGUGUGGGAUCUAAUGACAUUCCAAUUAAUCAGAUCGUUUCAUUUUGAAAGUAAUGAUUCAUCCUAUGAUGAAGUAUUAAGUCUUUGUAUUUAUAAUGAUUGUAUUUUUAAAGCUUCAAACUUGGGUGGAUUGGUUAAGUUCAAUUUAAAGAGUUAUCCUGUCAAUAGUACCCUGGUUUUCAAUGAUGAUAGUGAAAAGGGAAAUAAUAAUCCUGCUACUUUAGAUAAACGAUCUACAGUAAUCCUUACUAAUGAAGAUGAAAAUUUUAAUAAAUUAUUUUCUCAAACUAGUCAUCAUGAUGGUGAAGAAAAUCUUGGUUCGGUAUUGGCUGCUAAUAUUUUCACUGAUAAAACCGGGAAAACAACUUAUUUAUUAUCCGGAGGUCACAAGGCUCUUUGUUUAUGGGAUAUCACUAAUGUGGGCAAGUCUACUCAAAAACCUCAACCUGAUGAAAUUGUCAAUUUAAAAUCGGCUAAUAAACAGGUGGAUAUUUAUAGUAAUGAAUCAUUAUUAAAAUCAUUACAAAAAUAUAUUUCUUAUAAGACCAUUUCAAAAUUCCCUACCCUUUAUUUAGAAGAUUCUCGUCAAUGUUCCCAAUUUUUAUGUCGACUUUUGAUUAGUUUAGGUGCUUAUCAAACUAAAUUAUUACCGGUUGAAAAUGGGAAUCCAAUAGUUUAUUCGUUAUUCAAACGAAACAAUAAGCUGGAUGAGGAUGGAAAUGAUGAAGAUGAUAAGAGUACUCGUCUUUUAUAUUAUGCUCAUUAUGAUGUAGUGGAUGCUACUAAUCAUGAAGCUAAUGAUUGGGAAACUGAUCCAUUUGUCCUUACUGCACAUGAUGGGAAUUUAUAUGCAAGAGGUGUAUCUGAUAAUAAAGGUCCUACAUUAGCUUCAAUCUAUGCCGUGGCUGAUUUAUAUCAACGUAAAGAGUUGUCAUGUGAUGUGGUGUUUAUAAUUGAAGGGGAAGAAGAAUGUGGAUCAAUUGGAUUUCAAAAAGUUAUUCAAGCUAAUAAAUCAUUUAUUGGUGAUAUUGAUUGGGUUAUGCUUUCUAAUUCGUAUUGGCUUGAUGAUGAAACUCCAUGUUUGAAUUAUGGAUUACGUGGGGUUAUCAAUGCCACAGUGAGUAUCAAAUCCGAUAGACCUGAUCGUCACUCGGGUGUUGACGGUGGUGUUUCAAAAGAACCUACUAUGGAUUUAGUUCAAAUUCUCGGUCAAUUAAUCGAUCCAAAGACUAAUGAAAUUAAAUUAGAUUCAUUUUAUGAUGAUGUUUUACCUUUAACAUCUAAAGAAAUUGAAUUUUAUAAAACCAUUGAAGAUGCGGCCUUACAUAGAAAUAUCAAUAAUCAAGAUAUUAAAACUUUAAUUUCAAAAUGGAGAAAUCCAUCAUUAACAAUUCAUAAAAUUCAAGUGUCAGGUCCUAAUAAUAAUACCGUUAUCCCUCAGAUUGCCAAAGCUACCAUAUCGAUUAGAAUUGUACCAAAUCAAGAUUUAAAGAAAAUUAAACAAUCAUUAAUUAAUAAGUUAACUGAAUUAUUUCAAGAUUUGAAUUCCGAUAAUAAUUUACUGGUCAAUAUCUUUCAUGAAGGUGAACCAUGGUUAGGAGAUCCAUCGAAUUUAGUAUAUUCGAAAUUAUACGAAAAGAUGAAAUUCCAUUGGGAUCAAGUUGAACCAAUUUUCAUUCGUGAAGGAGGAUCAAUUCCAUCCAUUCGAUUCUUAGAAAAAUGUUUUGAUGCUCCUGCUGCUCAAAUUCCAUGUGGUCAAGCUUCUGAUAAUGCUCAUUUGAUUAAUGAAAAGUUAAGAAUUAUCAAUUUAUAUAAAUUAAGAUCAAUCUUGACUGAUACAUUCCAAGAACUUGGUAAUUGA